Messenger RNA from Amoebophrya sp. A120, 4745 nucleotides. Lineage: Eukaryota; Dinophyceae; Syndiniales; Amoebophryaceae. The record is from the annotation of a GenBank genome assembly.
AUUAUCUCGUCGCGCUCGCAUCGCGACUCCUCCUGUGUGAUUUUAAGUAGACCACAUCAUUGUAGCAGUACCAGUGUAGUAAGUCACAGUUCUUGUUCAGUAGAAGUUUUAGAAGGUGCGCAGAUGGUUUCCUCCAUUGACGUUGGAGAGGAACGCAGUUUUCGCAAUAAGAGGCACUAUAUCUCUUUCAUGAAGUACAAGUAGCAGAAUCACGUCGUAUUUUGAAGCACUGAUUUUUCGUAUAAUAUCUUUUUCAAGAGGAUAAAAAUGCCUCCUCGUUCUCGUCGUUCAGGGCCAGGCUCGGCAAAAAUGAAUUCCGGAACUGCAGCUGGUGCUCCUACGAGCACUGCCAAGGCCGACAGUGCUGUCGUGGCUCCUGGACCACCAAAAAACGCCAAAAAUACCGGACCAACAGACAAGAAUACUUCAGCUGCCGCCCUACAAAGCGGACCAGCACAGGCACAGGCCGGGACGACUAGCGCUACAACGACCACCAUCAACGCGCCUCGGAAAAAACUUUCCGCGCUGGAGCGUAUGCGAGCAGAAAUUUUAGGGAUCCCAGAAGAGAAAACGCCGAAGAAGUUGUUAGUAUCUGAACCUACAACAGGGUCGGAUGAAGCUGGUGGAGGAAGUACUAAACCCUCAGUGGCAAAAAACUUCUCGCCGCCAUCGGGUACUACUACGUCAGAAGCUGGAUCGUACGUACACGUAAAUAGCCAUGAUGCUUCUACAGCGACGGCGGGCGCUGGCGCGUCGGCGCGGGAAGUAGACGAUGAAUCGUCGUCGUCGUCGUCGCAAUACAACAAGAACAUUCGGCGCAGCACAAGUGACACGACUAGCGCCUCUAACUCGACUUGCGCUAACGAGCAGCGCCAGGAAUGCUCCACAGGGACCUCGUCCGCGGAUGAUGGAGCAGAGCUUAAUAUUGAAAAUGAAAACGGACAAAAGAAGCAGAAUCCCUGCUCUGGUGCAACAUCGGAUACUAGGGAUCGUAGCCGCCCGGAAGGAAUAGAAACGAACACGAAGGUCGAGGAAUCCAGCCCUGAAAAAAAUGACGAUCCACAUUUGGUGCUCGUCGACGAGAUUGACAUCGAUUUCGCAGCGGAAGAAGCGAAUUUUCAGAUUCACAACAAAAAUCUGAAGAAGUCCAGCUCUUCGACGAGCACGCUGUUUGAACUCGACAACAGCACAAGUGGAGGAGGCUCUUUUAUCAACCACGAGGAUGACGCCGAGAAUUACUACUACCCUGCUGGUGCAAGUGGCUAUGGUGAGCAUCAGGGAAAGUCAAAGUGUGGGAGCGAAACUACAAGUCCGGGGCAGACACAGAACGCGGCGAACAACAUUCGUCAUCUUUACUGCGACAACGUAAUUGGCCAAGAACACCAAGACAACAUCGAAUCAGAUCGGGACAGGUACACGAGAACGUCGUACGACUUUGAUGGCCCGCAUGCUGGCUCUUCUUCUUCCGCCAGCUCGGAAGGUUUUGGAGAUCAUCUCAACUUGGACAGCCGGUUUUCCAACGCUACUAAUUUCGAUCACGAAAGUAGUGGUUCUCUUUUUCCGGAAGAGAUCACGGAAGAGUGGCUCUUCGACGCUAUCACAGAGGGGACGUUUCGCAACAUCGUCAUUCUCACCGGGGCCGGGGUGUCGACCAGUGUGGGGAUUCCGGAUUUUCGCUCCAAGUCCUUCGGGCUGUUUGACAAGAUUAGUCAGAACCGAGACCUGACCGACCGGUUUCCGGAGCUUCAGGAGGCGCCAGAUUUGUUUUUCAACCGGCAGUUUGUCAACAAAUACGGGCCGAAAGUGUGGGAAAAGGACGUGCUAGCGUUGUUGAAGGAGAUGCACCUGUUUUCGAACUCAUCGUCAAGCAGUAGCUCAUCCAGUUCUUCGUCUUCUAGCUCGUCAUCCUCGGCCACCUCUUCCCCCACUACUUCCUCGCCAGACGACGCGACAAAUUUAACAUCUGUGGUUGCUGUCAAUAAACUUGUUGAAGAAGGGCCUAGUGCCACUUCGAAAAGUAAGAAAGGUACUGCGUCAACGAACAAGAAGCGGGAGGGCCCAAAGAACAAAACUAGCCAAAAGAUGAAAAAUCCACAAGAGAUGAACACGAGCUUCAGUUCUGCAACUUCCUGCGCAGGAGACGGUGAGGAGAGCAGGGUAGACAAGGCGAAAGAUGAUGGGGGCGAAAACCAAAACAGCUGCGUUAAUGACCCCGCUGCUCACGUCGUCGAGCAGCUGGACCUAGAAACGCCCCGUUCGAACUGCUCCUCCUCCUCCUCAGCUCCCGAUUUAGACACGACGCGACCGUCCUUGACCCACCUUUUCUGCGGCUGGCUGCAGCAGCACGGCUUUCUGCGGCGAGUCUACACCCAGAACAUUGACGGGCUGCACACCCAGGCCUUGAAGCACUUGUUCGAGGACGAACGGUUCGACGAAACCAUGGACAUCCUGCCGUUGCUGGAGACGAGGAUUCAAGAAGCCUUCGAAGCGCUGCAGGAGUCGCAGAAGGUAGAGGAUCAACAUGGGCAAUUGAACGACGAGGCGCGGCGGGAUGCAACUACAACAUCCACCACGCCCAACAUUCGGAAAUAUGCGAUGCAGUGCACGCCCAAAAAACUGCAGCCUCCUGCAAACCUGCUCGGAAAGAUUUGCAGUCUCUUUUCCGGAAAGCCGAGUACUUGCCAAGCAGAGUCCGCUACGGCUUCUGCAGCUUCCCCUGGCCGGGGGAAAAAAGACUUCCGCCAUCCGUAUCUUAUGGUAAAGAAUUUUGUUCCAAGUAUUUCUCGGUCGUGAUUUCAUCUGCCCAAUGCAUACUAAUUCUUGAAACGACAAACAGCAUCUGUACCCUCACGACCUUGAGCUCGGCCAAGACCCAAAAAUCGAUCUAAAACUACAUCACGACAGUCCCCAACUCCGAAGAAGCUACUCCUCCAGCAAUCCUCCUCCUCCCACCCUCCUGGCGACACGCCCCACGGGUCGGCGCGCAAGAAAAAGAAGAAACACUCAGUGCCGCUACUCCCCCCGAAUCGCAUUGUCGAGUGUCACGGGAGCCUGCGACACCCCCAGUCUCUGGUUUUGUACGGUGAUCCCCUGCCUCGCCGGUUGGACGACUGCUUGAUCGAAGACUUCGGCGGCGGUGCUAGCCCGAAAAGCAACCGAAGUAGUUUGCCCUCCGGGGGGAAACACGGACAUCACCAUGGGCAUCACGGAGGGAAUGGCAAUAAGCACCAUCAUCACGGUCAUCAUGGACAACAUGGGCACCAGCAGCACCCGAACCACCCGAAACCGAAAAAACUUUUCCAGGACCACAGUCCACCGCCCUCCUUUUCUACCGUCGCAGCGCGCAGUGGUGCUGGGCAAAAUUUAAAUUCUUCUUCCGCACUACAGCAACGGGGCCGCGUUUUUUCCUCCGCGAGUAGCAAUUUUUCGAACUAUGGAGCAGCCGGAGGCGCAAGCACAAGUAGUUUCUCGAUCUCGCCCGGAGCAAAUGCAAAUAUAAAUAGCGACAUAACCCCCGACUUUCGACACUACACCCACCUAGAGCCCUCAUCCCCGGACUCGUCCUCCACAGCGGCCAGUCCGCGGGUCCCCGGGUCUUCCCAGCACCAAGGGGAACUGGCGGAUUUGUUAUUUGUAUUCGGGACGAGCUUGCAGGUGAGCCCUUUCUGCGCCAUCCCGAAUAUGUGCGCGAAAAAUUGCCUUCGCGUGCUCGUGAAUUCUCCAAUGAAGGACUGUCUUUCGAACGGCUGGAGCAAAAAGAAACACAGCUGUAAAGAAGACGGAGUGGACAAAGAAGAAGUAGAUGGGACUGCAGCUGGUGGUGGAACGACCAGCGCAACUGCAGUUGCUGUCAAACCUAGUAGUACGACUUCAGCCGUAGAAGCAACCGCAGCCUCUGACGACGACGAUUUUCUCUUCGCAAGCAGCAAAAGAAAGAAGAAACGCAACAAAAAGAAGCAAGCUAGUACGCAGGCUUUUGAGGCCGGCGCAACUUCAUCUAUUGACAAGAGGAGUACAACUACAACCCAGACUACUAGUAAGGCAAAUAAGAGCGACGAAAGCCCCAAGAAAAAGCCGGGAGUUGGGGAAGAUGCUACCACGCCUGCUCCUGCCACCGGCUACCUAUCGGAAAAGUAUACGUCACUGCUUGCUACCUGUUCAUUUGUAAUACUCAUGCAUCCGACCUGUUUGUGUUAUUUUUCAUCCAAUCCUGACAGCGCGAAUCUUCCAUGAGUCACGAUUUCCUCAACCCAAUUUUGACUUCUUGAUUGCCGCCAUCACAUCAGCAUCACUUCGACUUUCCUUGCCGGACGGAGUGUGACUUUGAGGCCACUGUGGACAGAUCACAAGCGUUUCCCACACCAACUGGUCGUUGACGACCGAUGCGAUGCCUUCGUGACCAGAUUCUUCCAGCGCAUUGACGUUUUGUAGUCAAUAAUCGCCUGGACUACAUCGACAACAAGACCUGGAGGCUUUUCCUUUUCCGCUGAGCCUGUGUCUAUCAAAAGAAUAGACACUGUCCUCUAUCUUCAAUUGUUGCUAUAUGCAAAUUCUGCGAGUGGUUUACAAAAAAACGAAAAAAAUCCCGUCACGACGGUCACUUACAAAGAGUAUAAAACGAUUGAUGUAAAGUAACGAUGUGAUACCGGUAUGGUCGUAGACCGAUGAAGGUUGAUCAAGUCGCCCAGUCCGCAUGGAGCAUGAUUUUCCAAGAAAAAAGUAAAUUUCGUUUUCGAUUUCGUUCC